CCCCCGCGGUCUCCGGAACGACUGAACCUGCAGCCGGCUUCUCUUCAGCCUCAGCCUGCGCGCCGCCAUCGCCGUCAUGCUCGGCCCCGGUCUCCGCCGCUGCGCCGUAGCAGCAGCUGCAGUCGCCCGGGCCAGCCCUCGAGGUCUCCUGCACCCCGCCCCGGGCCCCGGCCCCGCUGCGGCUAUCCAGUCAGUUCGCUGCUACUCCCACGGGUCACAUGAGACAGAUGAGGAAUUUGAUGCUCGCUGGGUGACAUACUUCAACAAGCCAGAUAUUGAUGCCUGGGAAUUGCGUAAAGGGAUGAACACACUUGUUGGCUAUGAUCUGGUUCCAGAACCCAAAAUCAUUGAUGCUGCUUUGCGGGCAUGCAGACGGUUAAAUGAUUUUGCUAGUGCUGUUCGCAUCCUAGAGGUUGUUAAGGACAAAGCAGGACCUCAUAAGGAAAUCUACCCUUAUGUCAUCCAGGAACUUAGACCAACUUUAAAUGAACUGGGAAUCUCCACUCCAGAGGAACUGGGCCUUGACAAAGUAUAAACUCCAUCGAUAGGCUUCCCAAGGAUUUACUGAUAAUGCUACUUGAGUGUAAACAAUCACCUGGAAAUACUGAUGAUAACAUAUUACCUUAUUUGAACAAGUUUUCCUUUAUUGAGUACCAAACCAUGUAAUGGUAACUUGAACUUUAAUAAAAGGAAAUGAGUUUGAACUUAAA
Messenger RNA from Miniopterus natalensis, 710 nucleotides. It is a transcript of the gene COX5A, whose product is annotated as cytochrome c oxidase subunit 5A. Gene Ontology annotation, cellular component: respiratory chain complex IV; mitochondrial inner membrane. The record is from RefSeq and is a predicted model, not a curated record. Gene Ontology annotation, biological process: mitochondrial electron transport, cytochrome c to oxygen. Lineage: Eukaryota; Metazoa; Chordata; Mammalia; Chiroptera; Miniopteridae.